AUGCAUAUUGGAUUUACCAUUCUGCUCCUUAUGAUAUACCACAAGGGGGCUGUUUUGUACAGUUUUCCUUCCAAGUGUGGAAGGCAGAAUAAUACCCUCUUUGUUAACAGCAGCCUAAAGUGCAAGGAGGGUAAGAACCGAUCAAGUCGCACAGCAAAUAAGCUACAGUGCAUGAAAAAGCAGAUAAAGAAAAACCAAUUCCAUGACCGGUGUGUAAUUAAUGUUAAGGGAGGAAAUGGGGGAGAUGGCAUAUGCUGUUUUACAACAUUUUCGCAGAGGAAAAAUAAAAAGUACGCUUCCGGUGGCCGGGGGGGGAAAGGCGGUAAUGUGUACCUAAUUGGGGAUAAAAAAAUUGAUAAUUUUCUAAGCGUUAAAUUAAAAUCUUUUUACUAUGCUGGAAAUGGAGGAAAAGGAUUAAACAAUAAUCAAAAUGGGGAAAAUGGAAAAGACGAAUGCAUAAAUAUACCUGUAAAUACAAUUAUAUACGACGAAGAGAAGAAGUUUGUUAAUUUUAUUCAUUUAAAUGGCCAAAAAGUGCUAGUCGCUUUGGGGGGGAAAGGUGGAAAGGGGAAUUACUCCUACAGAACGAAAAGCCUGAAAAUCCCAUUUGUUUGCCAAUUUGGGGAAAAAACAGAGGAAAAAAAAAUUUUCCUCAAAAAAAUAUUUUUUACUGAUUUUGGGAUUAUUGGGUACCCCAACGUGGGGAAGAGCACCCUGCUGAAUAGGAUCACCAACGCGAAUGUAAAAAUUGCCAACUAUAGCUACACAUCCAAGUUUCCCAACCUGGGGAUAUUUAGGAGCGACCAGGGGGAGGGGGGCCAGAGCAAUGGAGAAGGGGACAACCUUGUUGACGAAAAGGACGGCGACGAAGCCGUUUUGAAGGGAAACCACCUUGUUGACGAAAACGAGGGGGAUGAAGCCAUUUGGGAGGGUAACCGCGGGGAGGCAGAAGAUCUAGUGGAGGGAGAAACUGAUUCGUCGGACGAUACAACGCGUGAGGAAGGCGCAAAAAACAACUACACCGUUAUCGACUUCCCGGGAAUCAUAAAAAACUUGGACAAAAAAGUAUCGAAUAUAUCGUACAAGUACUUGGAGCACCUGAAACAUUGCAAAAUAUUAAUUUACAUGUUUGACAUAAACAGCAGAAGUAAUGUCCUACUGGAAACUUAUAGAAACAUAAAAGACGUUUUGGUGCAGUAUGACCCCAUUUUUAAAGGCAAAAAGGAAAUGGUGCUACUGAACAAAAUUGACAUAUACAAAGAGAAGAAAGAUAAUCUGACUGAAUUAAUGAACCAUUUAAGGGAAAAGUUAAAAAUAGAAAACAUAUUUUGCAUAUCUGCAUUAACGGGGGAAAAUGCAGUAGAAGCGAUAAAUGAAAUAGUCUCAAAUAUCAAUGAUGAAAACACCAUAAGUGAGUUUUUAAAAAGCUUGCCUGAGCCAAUCGAUAUUGCUAAAAUUGAAGAUAGUGACAACUUCCGGCCAUCUGAAUUUGAAAUAUACAAAUAUAAAGAAAAUGUUUUCAUCGUUAAGGGAAAAUAUAUCGAAAAUCAAGCCAAGAUUUUUAAUUUUUCCAAAAGUGACACGUCAAAAAUUUUUGCCAAAAUACUAGAUCAUUUGAACAUAAAUGUUAAGCUGAAAAAUGUAGGUGCGAGAGAGGGAGAUAGGAUUAUCAUAAGCAAUUACUCAUACGAGUUUUCCCUCGAGGGGGAUUAG
Plasmodium inui San Antonio 1 is the source of this 1713-nucleotide messenger RNA. RefSeq lists its product as hypothetical. The record is from RefSeq and is a predicted model, not a curated record. The transcript has a single exon. Gene Ontology annotation, cellular component: mitochondrion. NCBI's taxonomy places the organism in Eukaryota, Apicomplexa, Aconoidasida, Haemosporida, Plasmodiidae. Gene Ontology annotation, molecular function: GTPase activity; GTP binding. The coding region runs from base 1 to 1713 and encodes 570 amino acids.